This is a messenger RNA of Myiozetetes cayanensis, 1942 nucleotides long. RefSeq names its product zinc finger C3HC-type containing 1 (gene ZC3HC1). The transcript is spliced from 10 exons. Lineage: Eukaryota; Metazoa; Chordata; Aves; Passeriformes; Tyrannidae. The coding region runs from base 266 to 1705 and encodes 479 amino acids. The record is from RefSeq and is a predicted model, not a curated record. Gene Ontology annotation, cellular component: nucleus. Gene Ontology annotation, molecular function: zinc ion binding.
GGUUGGGAGAGGCCAAAUGGUGGCACUGGAAUUCCAGCCCUGGAUUUGGGAUGUCUGGGAUCCCCCCUGGCUCCAGAGACAUUCCCAGCCUGUCCUCGCUGAGCUGGGAGAACAAAUCCCUGUCCCCUCCUUUUCCCGUGCAAUUCCCCCGGGAAUGUUCCCCCCAGUCUGGGAUUGGCGUCUGUUAAUUGGUUCCAUUGUUAAUUAAGGGAAACUCGGGAAUGGGGAGCUCUGGAGAAGAUCCCUGCCCGGACAGCCCUGAGGGAUGAGGGGCUGGGAAUUCCCUGUGCUCUGGGUCCCUUUUCUUGAGGAAUGUUCCCGGGAUUUUCCCCUCAGGAAGGACUCGUCGGAGCUGUCCGAGUCAGCCAAGGGCUCCUCCCACGUGGAGGGGAAUUCCCUGGAAUCUGCCAGCAGGGAAGCCUAUUUCAGCAGGGUGGAGACCUUCACCCCCCUGCAGUGGGCGGGGCAGCCGCUGUCCCUGUCCCCUCUGCUCUGUGCGCGUUUCGGCUGGGCCAGCGUGGGCCCCGCCCUGCUGCGAUGCUGCGCCUGCCACGCCCUGCUCGGCACCGCCACCCGCGGGGACACACAGCACCGGGAGCGCUGUGCGGAGCUGAGGAGAGCCCUGAGCUCGGCCCACGAGCGCUUCUGCUUCUGGCCCGACAGCCCCUGCCCAGCACACUUUGCUCUGUUGCCGCUGGACGAGCCGCGCCUGCUCCUGCGGGAAUUCCGGGAGCGCUUCCAGAGGCUGUGCCGGCUGGAGCUGCAGCUGCCACGCCUGGCCCCGGAGCAGCUGGGCAGCCUGGCGCUGUCGGAGGACACGCUCGGGCUCCUCCUGGAGCUGCUGGAGGAGGAUCCGGAGCCCCCCCGGGAAGGGGAGAAACCCCCCGGGACGUUUUCCAAGGAAAGCCCGCAGGGCCACGUGGUUGCCGCCUGUGUCCUGGCGCUGUGCGGCUGGGAUUGCAGUGCCAGCAGCUCCCCGGGCCUGCCGGUGAUCUCCUGCUCGCGCUGCAUGAGGAAGGUGGGGCUCUGGGCCUUCCACCAGCUGGAAUCUGCGGCUCCGGAGCCGGAUCCCACCCCGGCGCCCUCGGAGCGCGUCCCGCCUGCUGCCACCUCCCCCGUGUCCCCGUCCCCCGUGUCCCUGUCCCCCAUGUCCCCGUCCCCCAUGUCCCCCCGCAGGAUCGGCACCCGCAGCCAGGACACCCUCCCGCCCACGGCAGAGCAGCAGGAGAAGAGCCCGUCCCCGUCCGUAUCCCGGCCCGUAUCCCGGGACUGUGGCGGCUCCCUGGAGCGGGGGGAGCUGGAGGCGGCGGUUCCCGCUCUGCGGAGCCGGCCGGUGACGCGGAGCAUGGGCCAGGGGGACACGGCGGAGGUGCCGUCCAGCCCGGUGCGCAGGGCCAAGCGGGCGCGGCUCUGCUCCUCCGGAGGCUCGGACGCUUCCCCCAGGAGCUUCUUCCAGCCCAGCUCCCAGCACCGGGCCUGGUGCCCCUGGGUGAGCAGCGGGGAAGGACAGGAGUCCCUGGACGACGACGCAUCCCAGCCGGAGAAGCCCGGGAAGGCAGAGCCGGGCUGGAAAAUGGUGCUGAACGCCCUCCUGGGCACCCGCAGGGGCGACGCCGUGCCCGACACGGAGCCGGUGAGCCUCUCGGAGAAGUCCUGCAAGGUGUUCCGCAUCUUCCGGCAGUGGGAGAGCAUGAACUCCUCCUGAGCUGCUCCUGGAUUCCUCCCGGAUUCCUCUGCCUCUGGAGCCCAGCGCACCCCGGGGCAGACACAUCCCCUUCCCAUCUCCCUGCAGGCACAUCCCCUUCCCAUCUCCCUGCAUUCACAUCCCCUUCCCAUCUCCCUGCAUUCACAUCCCCUUCCCAUCUCCCUGCAUUCACAUCCCCUUCCCAGCUCCCUGCAGGCACAUCCCCUUCCCAUCUCCCUGCAUUCACAUCCCCUUCCC